Molecule: messenger RNA, 776 nt
Organism: Elaeis guineensis (African oil palm)
Lineage: Eukaryota; Viridiplantae; Streptophyta; Magnoliopsida; Arecales; Arecaceae
Source: RefSeq, a predicted model, not a curated record
AUGCCGGAGGGAACGCCGGAGCUCGCUGCCAAGGACCAAACCCUCAUCCUAACCCUCCCUCAAGAUCAAGAAAGCGCCGGGGACGCUGAUGGCACCAUCAAGCGCCUUCGCGACGAGAUCCAAGCCCUCCGGGUCCAGAAAGGGGAGCUUGAGCUCCGGCUCGACGACUCAUGCAAGAUGCUUCACUGCGCCGAGGCGGACAACCGCUCCUUCGCUGCCGAAGCCAAACACCUCGAAAAAGAUCUCGACGCCAUCGCCGCUGCCUCCAAGGACUUAGAAACCGAGGCCGACCGCCUGAAGCGAGCCCUCAAGGAUGUGGAGGCCGAGGCGGCCUCGCUCGCCACCGCCAAAGCCACGAACGUGGCCGAGAUCUCCGCCCUCAAGGAGCGGCUCGCCUCCCCGGAGGAGCUCGAAGCCCUCCGGGCGGAGGUCCGCACGCUGGAGAGGAAGGAUAUUGACCUUCGAGUGGAGGUGAGCGACUCGGUGAAGCAGGGGGAGGCGGCCGUGGAGGAGCAGGUCAAGAUCGUGGAGGCGCGAGAGGGGGAGCUUCAGCAGGUCGUUAAGGCCCUCGAGGAGGCCAACACUCGACUGGAAAUGGAGCUCGCUGAAUGCCGGUCCCAGAUCGGCAGGCAUCUUGAGAUGCAAGGCGGGCACGAUGCUGCUGUCGCGGCGGCGAGGAGGCGUCUGAGGAUUUCUCAGGUGGUGGCAGCGGUGGCGUCGGUGGGAGCACUUGCUGCGGUGGUUGUGGCGGUCUAUCUUCACCACGGCCGCCCCAG